ACCGCAGUCUAUACUCUGGAUAAAAGGUGUAUGUACGUGAUGUACUUAGUAUACUUUGAAUAAUGCCCAACUAGAGAGGAAAACAAAAGGGGACUACUGAAAAAAAAAAACUAUUAAAGAGUAAAGACUAUUGAAGAAAUCAUAAGCAUAUCUACUGUUGUGAUUUCACAAUAGACAGAGUACAUAGACAGAAGCACGAUCGUUGCACAGAAGACAAAGCAAGAACAAGUAACAGACACAACCUUAUGAUGUCCAGAGUCCAGCAAUCAUUGAUACGGAGUAUUGAGAGGGGAGAUGGGGCAGGCGUGGAGGCUGCAAUUGAAGCUGGAGCAUCUGUAGACAGGGUGGAGAGAGGUGGAUGGGCAGCUCUGCAUCAUGCUGUAGCUAGUGGCAAUAGUGAAAUAGUUCACCUUUUGAUGGCAUACUCUGCCAGUCCUGACAUCAGGAGCAUGGGUCAGGGAGAAGAGGGAGCAACAGCCCUCCACCUUGCAGCCUGUACAGGCAACACCACCAUCAUGAAGCUUUUGCUGGACAGUGGGGCAGAUACAGAAGCAGUUGAUCAGCGAGGCAAGACAGCUGUACACUGGUCAGCUCUACAAGGAAGAUUGGAAUCCCUGAAGAUAUUGCAGGAAAACAACUGUAACCUAAGGGCUCAGGUUAGCGGCCGAGGUACAGCACUCCAUUAUGCAGCUGCAUUUGGAGAUGUGGAGGUGGUGGAAUGGUUGGUAGAGCAAGGCGUAGACAUUACAGGCAAGGAUAAAAAUGGUCGGCUAGCAAAAGAUGUGGCUAAGAGGAAUGGUCACAUGCAUGUCCACCACCUCCUGAAGGAACUGGCAAAGAGACAGCCAAGGAAUAAUAAGAUCACGAAACAAGAUACUACUGAUCAUAUAAGUGUGCCUGUGCCCAAGCCUCGAAGAAGGACUCUCCGUGGCAAGAAAGAAGAGCCAAGGCAAGAAUCCACUGUCGUGCAGGCAACCAGUAGUUCUCCCCAAACAUCAGAUUCUCCUAUCACCUUCAAGAAGAAAGGAUGGGUUCUUCGCUCCCUGUCAGUUGGGAACAAGGGUGGACUAAAACUACAAGUGGAAGAGAUGAAGUGGGAAAUGGCAGAAAUGGAGAAAGCUUUAAGAGCCAAAGAUGUACAAAUUGCUCGUCUUCAGGGAGACAUAUUUACUACUGAGCUUGAAAAGGUGAGAUUAGAGGAGCAGCUGAAGGAAGUGACAACACACUCAGAACAUUGGCAUGAGUUAAUUGAAGAGCAGCGACAUUCACACCAGAAGGCGCAAUCUGACUCUGUCCACACCAACAUAGAGACACAGGAUAGAACAGCUCUUCUACUUGAGUUGCAAGAUGCCAAAGCAAGACUAGAAGAAGAAGAGCAUGCUAGAGCUAGUGAGAAAUAUGCUAGUGAGCUCAAAAUAGCAUCCCUCACCUCAGAGCUGAAAGAAGCUACACAGAAGGUGAAGAAAUAUGGAAUUCGCCAGAAGAAACUUCUUGGUAAAAAUAAAACUUUUGAAGUGGACCUUACGACUGCAGGAGUACCAUCUGGUCUCCCUGACCAGGGGAAUGCUGGUUUAAUGAACUCCAUUGUUCAGUGCCUCUAUAGCAUUGUCAACUUUCGUGACUAUCUCACCAGUGAUGACUACAGACGUGAUGUUGUGUCAGAGGAUGAGAUAGUGGAGGCACUGACUGGAGUGUUUAAAGCACUGAAGGCUGGUGUGCAACCAGAGAUUCUUACCAAGAUGCAACAUUUUAAGGGAGCUGUCAGGAGUCUAGAAAAGCCAUCCCAUGAUGGUCAUUUACAUGAUAUUCAUGAUCUACUAAUGAAACUUUUGCUUCAUCUCCAUCACAACUUUCAUCAAGAUGGUAGGACCUCAUUGGUGUCACAGUUGUUCCUUGGAUCCCAGGAGCACAGGAUCACAUGCCGUUGGACGGGAGAGGAUGUAUCGCUUGUAGCUGAAGACUUCUUUACCAUUCAUCUUGAUGUAACUGGACAGAAAGAAACAUCUCUCCAGAACUUAUUGGCAGACCACUACCAGCCUCUAAACAUUGAGCAUGACUGUCCUCACUGCCUCAGGAGUCACCUUUGUCGCAAACAGAUCAGUGUCACCUGCCUUCCUUCUAUCCUGAUUAUUCAUCUUGCCAGAAAAGAGAAGAGUCCCAAUGUCACCUUCCCUUCUUCCCACUUCAUGCUAGAUGAUAUCCUCAGAUGUGACAGUUCCUCAUAUGAGCUGUUUGGAGUUGUGAGUCUGCAGAAUGGCAACUCCCCUCAGUACAAGGCUUUCUGCAGGAACUUACUAAACUCCAUGUGGUAUCUCUGCAGUAAUGAGAAAGUGCGUGUUGUCAAUAUUCAGAGUGUCUUGGAUCAGCCUAGUGCACACAUUCUUUUCUAUUCUGCUGAGAUUAUUUAAUAGGUUAGAGAAAUUAAUCAUGUUCUUUGAUGGAUUCAGGGGCAUUACAAACAAUAUGAUGUCCCACUUUAUGAAUGCAAAUGCACACAACAAGAGUAAUUUUUUUACAAGUUCCAAGAUAUUGUAUUUUAAGACUUGGAAAAAUAUCUUGACCAUUUUCAAUCUUGAAUAAGGGACUAUCAAUACACUAAUAAAAUGGCAAGACUGCCAAACCAUAAAAUGUUUUUGUUGGAGUCUCUUCAUUGUUCACUUUGGCCAUGGUCAAUAAUAAUUUGAUAAGUUUCUUCAUGGUGCAGAAUAACUAGAUAAGCUAAUAGAAUAAGAUAGUACAUUCCAUUGAAGUGAUAACAAUUGACUUCAGAGAAAUGUUACUUGAAUACUCUUUUUCUAGAGGAUAAAAGAUCAUGAAGUAUGCAGAUUCUGGAAGUGCAUGCAACUUUUAGAAGGAUUUUAUAUCACUUCACAUCCUAGAGAGUUGUCAUGCAAUUGUGGAAGUCCAGUAAAUAUGAACAUGGUGCUAGCAUAGUAAUAAGCUCCCACAUGAAUAUUAUGUGUGUCUGAUAAGAUCUCAAAGCCCUGACAUCUUGUGAUUUUUCCUGUGACCAAAAUUUACACAUUUCUUUUGUAAUUUGCUAUUAACAUAAUGUCCUUUGAGGUCAAUAGUAAGUGUACAGCAAGUGCCUAUAUGCAUAUAUUUUUGUAUUUAAAUUUUAUGUAAAGAAAUUUCACAACUAUUCAGUUAAGUACCUUAAACUACACUUCAUUUUAUGUAGUUGAUUCAUUAUGUGUAUGUGUAGCUAAGAAAUUAAUAUGAAAAUGCUAUUGU
Messenger RNA from Portunus trituberculatus (swimming crab), 3234 nucleotides. Its product is annotated as ankycorbin-like. The transcript is spliced from 16 exons. Gene Ontology annotation, biological process: protein deubiquitination. Bases 246 to 2408 code for a protein of 720 amino acids. The record is from RefSeq and is a predicted model, not a curated record. Gene Ontology annotation, molecular function: protein binding; cysteine-type deubiquitinase activity. NCBI's taxonomy places the organism in Eukaryota, Metazoa, Arthropoda, Malacostraca, Decapoda, Portunidae.